Molecule: messenger RNA, 2511 nt
Organism: Danio rerio (zebrafish)
Lineage: Eukaryota; Metazoa; Chordata; Actinopteri; Cypriniformes; Danionidae
Source: RefSeq, a predicted model, not a curated record
AUGUUCACGUACACAGUGUCUGUUGUGACUGGAAAUCAGGUGUUUGCUGGGACUUUGAACUACAUUUACCUGACGCUGGUGGGUGAAGAGAGAAGCAGCGACCGAACUCUGCUGGACAAAUCCUGGUUUGAACGUUUGGACAGAGGAAAGGUGGUCUCCAUUGACAUCCAUGUGGAGGAGACUCUUGGAGAGCUUCUGCUGGUCAAACUGGAGAAGGAGAAGUUCCUGAUCAAUGAUGAUUGGUACUGCAGGAGCAUCAGUGUAACGGCACCCGCUGGAGACUGCUUUGAGUUCCCCUGUUAUCGGUGGAUAGCUGAUCAAAAGGAGCUGGUUCUUCCAGAAGGACGGGGUCGAUUGCCUCAAGAUGAAAAGCUCUCAAUAGUGAAAGAGUGCAGGCACCUGGAACUGGAAAACAGACAAAAACAUUUCAGGUGGAAAGAAUGGAAACCCGGUUUCCCAAUGUCUAUUGAUGUCAAUGGAUCCUCUGAACUUCCUUUGGACGUUAAGUUUGAUACCGAAAAAGUAGUGGACUUCAAAUUGCAUUUCCUGAAAGGGAUUGGAAAUGUUGGUCUUAAUAAAUGUAAGGGUUAUUACCAGUCUUGGAAAGACUUUGCAGAUUUUGAAAAAGUGUUCAUAACCAUUGAGAACACAGUGUCAGAGCAUUUGAUGCAGAGGUGGAAGGAGGAUGCAGUGUUCGGUUAUCAGUUCCUAAAUGGCUGCAAUCCUGUGAUGAUCAAAAAGUGCACAGAACUUCCAGGGAAGUUUGUGGUCACGCAGGAGAUGGUGAGGAACUCCCUGGAUAAAGGAACAACUCUGCAGGAUGAAUUACAGGCAGGAAACAUCUACAUAGCAGACUAUGAAAUACUGGAGGACGUGCAACCCAAUGACACAGACCCCAGCACCCAGCAGUAUUUGGCCGCCCCCUUCUGCCUGUUUUACAAGAACGGACAAAAUAAAUUCAUACCAAUCGCUAUUCAGCUCAGUCGUGAGGCCACUCCAGGACAGAUGAACACAGUCUUUCUUCCCAGCGAUAAUCACUACGACUGGUUGUUAGCCAAGAUGUGGGUGAAAUCCUGCGACUUCAACGUACACCAGCUGGUCACACACCUUCUCAGAACACACCUGAUAUCUGAGGUGUUUGCCAUAGCCAUGUUCAGACAGCUCUCUGCUGUCCAUCCUGUGUACAAGUUACUGAUCCCUCAUGUCCGUUUCACCAUUGCCAUCAACACUGCAGCACGUGAAAAACUCAUCAAUGACACUGGGGUCUUUAAUGAGGCUAAUAGCAGUGGAGGGAUUGGACUUCAGCAAGUGAUCCAAAAGGCCAUGCAGACAUUAACCUACAAGUCUCUGUGCUUCCCUGAGGCCAUGAAAACUCGAGGAGUUGACAACCAGGAAGAUCUGCCCAACUACUACUACAGAGAUGAUGGCAUGCUGGUCUGGGAGGCAGUGAAAAGCUUUGUCUCUGAUGUGGUCAAGAUCUACUAUAGUAGUGAUGAGACCGUUCAGGGAGAUGAGGAGAUCCAGGCUUUUGUUCAGGAUGUUUGCUCCUCUGGUAUGAAGAAUUGUCCCAAGAACGGUGAGUUUCCAAGUGCCCUAAAAACCCAGGAGCAGCUGGUUGAGUAUCUGACCGUGGUGAUUUUCACAGCUUCAGCACAACAUGCAGCAGUCAACUUUGGACAGUUUGACUGGUUUGCUUGGGUCCCGAACACUCCGUCCACCAUGCGGAAACCUCCACCCACAGAGAAGGGCAAAGUGGAUAUGAAGUACAUCAUGGAGAGUCUGCCGGACCGCCAACGCUCCAGUUGGCAUAUAGGAGCAGUUUGGGCCCUCAGUCAGUUCCAGGACAGUGAGCUGUUUUUAGGCGAAUACCCUGAUAAGUAUUUCACUGAAAAACUGGUCACUGAAGCAAUUGAGAAUUUCCGCAAGGAAUUAUUUGUCAUCACUAAGAUCAUCAGAAAGAGAAAUGAAACUCUGGAGCUGCCCUACUUGUAUCUGUGUCCAGACAGGAUCCCCAACAGCGUGGCCAUCUGAAGAAAACAUCUGUGGCGAACAUCUUCAAAAGCUGCUCACAGUUCAUUUACACAGUAUUUGCUUAGCACUUUAAAAAAAAGGCAGCAAAAAACAUUGGAAAGCAUGGUUUUAAUUGGGCUGUUUAGAUCUGUAUCACACACAAAAAAAUAAGCACAACAAAUUACUGUAAUACAGCGGUCCUAAACUCAAUUCCUGGAGGGCCGCAGCUCUGCGUACUUUAGCUCCAACCACCUUCAACUCACACCUGUGUAAUAGUAGUCUUGAACACCUAGUAGUCUUGAACAUUUAACUAUUGAACUAUUUAGAACAUUAACAUAAUGGAUACAGCAGUGGAUAUAAACGAGUACCCUGUCACAUUUGCCAUGCCAAAACUGCAAUGCUAAACGCGCGUGCGUGUGUGUGUGCGCUCAAACUCCACACCAAAUACAUCAAACAACCGUUGAAAAAGUUUGUACUGUAAUAAAAGAGAUCUGCUUCAUU